ACGAAACUGCAGGAGCGGAAGGGCGAGGAGGUCCAAUAUCACUACAAUAGCCUUAAUAAUAAUAGGCUUUUCCAAACCAAUUUUAACUUAAGAAUUUAAUAUUAGUGCACACUUCGAAUCUAACCAAAUCCAUAUUCAUAGAUGCAAGGGUAAUUUCAAACUGAUAUAACACUAUGUAUAAGUUUUGUGCAGCACUGUUACAAAUACCGUAUAAGUUUCAAGUAGUUCAUGCUCACAUCAACUAAUUAUAAAUAUAGCAUUCUGUUUAUGAAUAAUAGCCACUUUCCAGGAACAUUUUGAAUGCCCCUCAUAUAUCUGUAGAUAUGAUAUUCCUACUGAUAAGAUAUUUUUAUUAUUUAUCAUUGUAGGUGCAAUUCAAGGUAGCAUAAUUUCUAGUCCUGAUGUGUUUACUCCACCUGCUCAACAGUUUUGGAUGACAAUGGAAAUGGCUUGUCAUUUUAUGAAGUAUGCAUAUGGUAGUUAUGGUUGGCCAUUAUAUGUAUAUGUCAAUUGUUGUACAGGUUUAUUUCAUCUAUGGAAACAAAUCAGGUGUAUGUCAUGUUGCCGAAAGAAACCAACUUAUAUUAUAGAUGAUAAUUGUUGUGAAUGCAAUACAGCAGCUUUAAAAAGAGUAACAGGUUUAACUGAAGAAAAUUUGGUAUAUGUGUCAUUUCAGAAUAAAGUAUACGAAGUUCCAUUUUAUGUAGCCAUUGACCAUCAGACCUGUUCCAUAGUUGUUUCAAUUCGUGGCACGCUUUCUCUCUCUGACGUACUGACUGAUCUGACUGCAGAGUGUGAAGUCUUAUCUGAUAAUGAUAGAUCUAAUGGGAUAUUCUGUCACAGGGGAAUGUUGUUAGCAGCAAAUUAUGUAAAAGACAAACUUGAAGAAACUAAUUUGUUAAAUGAAGUGCUUUCUGUUAAUCAGAGUUAUUCACUCGUUAUUACUGGCCAUAGUUUAGGUGCUGGAACAGCUUCAGUUUUAGCAUUGUUACUUCGAUCUAAAUAUCCAACGUUAAAGUGUUUUGCAUAUUCUCCUCCUGGUGGCUUAUUAAAUGCUGAUGGAGUAAAGCAUUCUGAAGAUUUUAUUUUUUCAGUAGUUGUUGGUGAUGACUUGGUGUCAAGAUUGAGUGUACCAACAAUGGAAGACAUGAAAAGAAAUAUUUUGAGUUGUUUAACUGAAUGCGAUCAACCAAAGUAUAAAGUGUUGCUGGGAGUAUUUUGUAAUAAAACUUCGAAUUCCGAGUCGGAAACUGCGCAAAGGCAAGUUUCGAGACCUCUUCUUCCGGAACAUAUUAGUACGGGAUCGUACGAAUCCACGGGAAUUCAGGAAAGAAGUUUUCUAAUGAAAAACACUGCGUCGUGUUCGAGUAAAUUAUCCUCCACGCCAUUAUUUUUACCCGGAAGAAUAUUGCACCUGACCGAAGUGAACGGGAGUUACAGAGCAAAGUGGGUAUCGGCAGAGUUUUUCAAUCAGAUCAUCAUCAGCCCCAACAUGAUCCACGACCACAUGCCCAACGUCGUCUACAAAUCACUCUUGCAGUUGACGCGCAAUAGCAACCAGUUCUUGCCCUGAUUCCAUUUAAAAGUGUGAUAAAAAGGCACUAGACGAACACCAUUCUACUUAGGAGAACAUCUUAAAAACCAUGUUUAGUUACUUGUCAGAAAACAAAAUUUACGCUCUUAUCUGGUUACCAGCACCUUUGGAAAUCGUGACUUUUGGUUCUUAUCUCGAAGCAUACGUCUUUUGUUUGGACGAAAUUAUCCUAAUUUAUAGAAGUCUCUUUUGUCGUCAUUAUUAAUUCCUCUAGAAUCCGAUCAAAAACACGAGAUUGAAAAUCUUUACGUGAAACGAAUUGAGAGUCUUUCAAUUAGGUGCCUCCGUACGUUUCUAAAAAUUUCCUUUCGAAUUUCCCGUCCGGAUUUCCUCCUCUUUAUUUUAAUUAAGGAAUGUUCUGUGUGUGAGAAUAUUAGAAAUCCAAUAAACAUCAGGGUAUUUUUCUCAGGAUUAAUGUACUUCGUUUCUCCGUUUUCUUUUCAAAUGAUGACUUUUUCCUCUUAAAAGAUUUACGUGAAAAUAAUAAGUCCAAAAUAACAAGCAAUUCUUUACUCGCAUUCGAGUCUUCCAUUUCUGCUGGUAGCAAACAUUUUAAACGUCUGUCACUAUGCAAUUUGGUAGUCAUAAAAUAUUUAUUUCGCAUCGUCCUUUUAAAUUCUUUUCAUUUGCUGCGUAUUACAAAAUCUCUAGCCUUUUAUCUAGUCCAAGAGCUAAAUUUCAUUAUAAUUAUCGUUAACCUCCCCGUUUAAUUUAAUUAUACAUUGAGGUUUGAUUUUAUUUUUGAUGGCAUAAAUCUAUUCCACGUCUAUAAAUGAUACUCAGUACCUGACUCGAUAUCUACUCAAAUGAAUUCUACGCCUUAGUGUCGAAAUCAGAGCCGUCGAGAGCUAGUGUGGGCCCCUUUUGCCGCGUAGAAUGUUUCUUUAAUAAUAAGAGCGAGUCUUUGUUUUAGUUUUAUAAGGGUAGGAACUGUUACAGACCCCAAAUGUUUCUUUGGGCCCUGGGAAAACACCCCAUAUCCUCCCCUCUCUCGACGGCUCUGGUCGAAAUAACUUUACGAUUAUUUGAUUUUUGAUCUUCGCAAAAAAUAAAUAAAUCGGCGAGCGCAAAAUUCUCUAAGAAGAUUGAUUAAUUUAUAUUUUCUCGACGAUAAUUUAGUUGAUUUCCGAAAAAACAAUUGUUAAUUAAAAUUUAGGAAAUGCUCGUUAUAGACGAUGGUCGUAACGGUUUAUACUUAUUUUUACAAAACUGUAGUAACGUCUCCGUACAGAACAACCUAUUUUAGUCGAGUCAUUGAAAACCCCGUUUAAAAGGAAAUAAUAGAGAUAUUUUUAUGGAAAUGACUUUGCACUAGCUUCGACGGCGUAGGUUAUAAAACAAAAUAUAUUUAAUAUAUAAAUCUUACUUUCGGAAUGAUUUAAUUUUAUUGAUAUAAACAUAUUUUAGGAAAAGAUCUAUGUAUUGUAUAGCCUAUUUAUAGUGUAAAUAAUUGCCAUCGUUGUUUUCGAAUAGUUAAACAUUCCGAAGAUAUUUUCGACGGUCGUGUUUUACAUAGAAUGUGUGUAGACGUCGAAUUUCCCUCGUGUUAUUUUUCUCUUUAUUUUUCCCUAGACACGAAAAUUCCCUGCUUCUGUUUUCAUCACGCUACACCGCCAUUAAUAAUAAUAGAAAAUUGUCCGUUUUCUUCGCUUUGUACAAUUUUUUUCAAACAUAAAAUUUCGAAUCGCCGCUACAAAAUUUAAAAAAUCGGAUCGAACUUGGAAGUCGAUGGGUACGACUAAUUUCAACGUUUUCAUCUCGAUACUAAAAGGACGAAAAAACCUAGUUAUUUCGGAAUAGAAAUACGCGAUUACCUUCUAAUUCUCUUAGAUUUAAAGAAUUGUUUUUGUCUCGGAAAAAUUUCAAAUACGGGUUCAAAUCACGAUUCACUACUAAAAUCUACUUUUAGCAAGUAAUGGCCACACUGACCGCACCUUCACACUAUAAAGACCAGAUAGGGGAACUAAUCGGCCAUCGUCAAAAUUCCUAUUUCGGGUCACAGUUAGCUAGUCACUCGCAAAUUAAAACUAAUAGGAACGUAAAUAAAAAUUUAAAAAAUUAUUCCUAUAGACAAACCGAAAGAAAAUAUCAUGUAUAGAAAUUAAUUUUUUAAUAUUUUUAAUUUUGCUCCGCACGCGUAGACCGUAUCUUUUAUCCAAUCGUUGUGUAUAUAUUUUUUAUAUAGUGUAUAUAUGUGUUAUUAGGUAGCCAAUUAAAUCCGUUUGUUUUUAUUACCAG
This is a messenger RNA of Centruroides sculpturatus (bark scorpion), 3832 nucleotides long. RefSeq names its product sn1-specific diacylglycerol lipase beta-like. The record is from RefSeq and is a predicted model, not a curated record. Bases 434 to 1573 code for a protein of 379 amino acids. Gene Ontology annotation, biological process: lipid metabolic process. The transcript is spliced from 5 exons. NCBI's taxonomy places the organism in Eukaryota, Metazoa, Arthropoda, Arachnida, Scorpiones, Buthidae.